Messenger RNA from Oryza sativa Japonica Group (Japanese rice), 4432 nucleotides. RefSeq names its product disease resistance protein RGA2. The record is from RefSeq and is a predicted model, not a curated record. Gene Ontology annotation, molecular function: ADP binding; protein binding. Gene Ontology annotation, biological process: defense response to other organism. NCBI's taxonomy places the organism in Eukaryota, Viridiplantae, Streptophyta, Magnoliopsida, Poales, Poaceae.
UAUGAACAUAUCUUGUAUUAUACUGAUCCUAUUUUUUACUCAAUUGACAUUGGAGAUGUUUAUGAAAUAAUAGCUUCGAAAUGAUUGCAAUGAGAGUUGAGAAUGUAAAACUACAAUUAUAUUUUCAAUCAAAGACACGGUAUGAAACUUCCUUCCAUAAUAAUUUUGACAGCUUCACGUCCACCAAAUAUAUCGGUUCGUGCUAGCACGUCGUCCGGCCAAGCCACCUUGUCACGCUCUCCUUUCCUUCAUCGACUAUAAUCAAAUCAUCCACCAUAUCGUCGACCGACCAACUCUUACACGAUCGAUCGAUCACUGAAGGUGCCGCCGUAUCAGCUCUCGACGACGGCGAUGCCAUCGACGUUCGGAUGGUCGGCGUCGGCGUUCGUCGCGGCCGUGCUCGCCCGCCUCAUCGGCAAGGGCCUCGCGCUGCUCGCGGAGCUCGACGACGCCGCGGCAGGCCACCUCCGGCGCCUCGAGGCCCUCCUCGCCCCCGUCUGGCGUGUCCUCGACGCCGCCGACGCCGGCGCCAUCGACGUUGUCGGCCACCGGCGCCCUCUUCAGGACCUUCUCGACGCCGCGUAUGCCGCUGACGACGCCCUCGACGACCUCGUGCUGCUCCAGUCCGACGCGAUGGCGAGAGGCGGGGAGCACGGUGUCGACGCCCGCGGGACGCCCGCCGCCGGCGCGGCGAGGAAGCCCAAGCCGUGCAGCCCGCUCAGGUUCCUGCUCUGCUUCAGCCCACCCAGAAAUGCCGUUGCUAGCAGCAGCAGCAGCAGCAGCGGCAGCCAUGGCAAAAGCUCAAAGGGGAACAAGAGUAAUCCUGACCUGCGUGGCUUAGGAGUUGCGUUUGAGAUGAUGGCACAAGCUGCGUACAGGUGCACGUCGGCGUACGAGCACGUCGUGGCAGGGAAGAACUACGCCACGAUGGUUUCAGCACAAGCAGAGGCUGCAACAGCAGCGGAAGCAGCUGAUUAUGAUCAGUUUCAGAAUGACAUAUUUGGGAGGGAAACUGAGGUGGAGCAGAUCUUGGAGAAGGUGAGGUUCAGCGACGACCCGCAUUACCGGCUAGGGAUCGGUGUUCUCCCAAUCGUCGGCGUCGAGGGGGUGGGCAAGACGGCGCUCGCGCAGUUCAUCUUCCACUACGAGGUCGUCAAGGCCGAGUUCCCCGUGCGGAUGUGGGUGCACGUCUCCGGCGAGGUCCAGCUCAAGGACGAACUCGUGGUCCAGAUGAUCCAUGGUGUUGCCGGAGAUGCCCAUGAAGUCGAAGACAUCAGGGAGAUCCUUCACGAGGAGUUGACCGGCAAGAGGUUCCUGCUUGUUCUUGACGAUGUUAGCGAUGUCGGCGACAUCCAGUGGAAAGAUCUAAUGAGGCUUCUGCAACCUGCAGCCAGGAGGAGCAUGAUCAUGGUGACAACUCAAUCUGAAAUUGCAGCAAAUGCGAUAGGAACAAUGCCUCCAUUAAUACUGAAUCCAUUGGAAUCUGAGGAUUACCAGAAGAUGUUCAGACACUUCGCAUUUGGCAGCUCUGAUGAGUCUGAAGAUUACACUCCACUGGGAGACGAAUGGGACGACGUUGAAGACGAAGACGAGGAAGAGAAGCAGUCACCGAUGGAGAAGGUUGCAUUGGAGCUAGCCAAGAAGAUGGGCGGCCUACCAUUACCAGCGACGGCGAUUGCACGGGCUCUGUUUUUCCGCCGGGAAGACAAGGAGCACUGGAAAAACGUGCUGGAAGACAAGCUCUGGGAGCAGCGAGACGUCGCCGGCAUCUCGCCGGCGCUGUGGCUGAGCUACCAACACCUCGAUCCUCGCCUCAAGCAAUGCUUCGCAUAUUCUGCAGUGUUUCCAUGUAGCCAUGCCUUCACAAAGGAUGAACUGGUUCAGAUGUGGGUAGCACAGGGGCUGAUAUAUUCUGAAGAUGCCGUGGCGAGGCCUGAGGACAUUGGAAGCAAGUUCUUUGAAGAUUUGGUUGAAAGAUGCUUCUUUCAGCCAAUUGGAAGCAGCAGAUAUGUGGUACACAAUUCGAUGCGAAAACUAGCACAGGCAGUCUCAACAGAUCAGUUCUUCAUGGUCACCGAGAGCUCAGGAGACGUGCCACUAGAAGUUCGUCACCUGACCAUCAUGACAAACAACCUCUCCAAGCUGAUAAAUGAUCUGUCAUUGAAGAUAUCUCAUUCAUCUGGAUCUGACCAACACUUCCUCCAACGGAUUCGUACAAUUAUUUUCUUUGCAGAUUUCAGUAAUUCAGAUGAAUUUAUCGAAUUUCUCGCUGAUAUUUUCAAGGUAGCAAAAGAUGUGAGAGUUCUUGGUGUGACAUAUGCAAAUAUAGCAUUUUUGCCUGCUGAGAUUGGCUUUCUCCGACACCUCCGGUAUCUGAAUCUGCUCGGGAACAGAAUAGCAGAUCUUCCUGAGUCAGUUUGUGAUCUCCACCUCCUCCAGGUUCUGGAUGUGCGCUGCAGUUCUCCUUAUCUCCGUGCUCCCAAUGGCAUCACCAAUCUGAUUUAUCUGAGGCAUUUGCAUGCAAGUGAGCCUUUUCUUUCUAUCAUACCAAAAAUACAGAAUCUCUCACAUUUGCAAGAAUUGGAGGUGUACAAAGUUAGCAGUAUUUCGCGCAUCGACGCCUUACAAGGGAUGACACAACUCCGAGGUACACUUUGUCUUAAAGAUCUCCAUCAGGUUGAUGUUAGUGAGCUAAGGAAGGGCAUCUUGAAGGGUAUGCAACAUCUGAACAUAUUAGAGUUGUCAUGGAGCAGCUCUGAUAGCCAAAGCAGAGAGGCUUCCACAGAUGAAGACACACUUGAGUGCUUGCAACCACAUGAGAACCUGAAAGAUCUGAGAAUUACAGGCUACAGAAGCACUAAAUGCCCAUCAUGGAUGCUAAAGACUCCUUGUUCUCUAUCAAAUGCUACUUCAGUUUUCUUAACGGAUUGCGUGAACCUGAAGAAUCUCCCUCCAUUCCAUAUCAUGCCCUGCCUUGAGAUUCUCGAGAUGAGAAAAAUCCAUUCUGUCAACAAGGUGAACACUGUUCCUCAACGAUCAGAUCAGAUCAUGUUCCCAAAGCUCAAACGCCUUGUUUUCGAAGAUGUGUUGAACUGUACUGAAUGGUCGACAGGCAGCUCAAAAUCAAGAAACACCGUAUUUCCCUGCCUCUGUGAAAUCCAGAUAAGGAACUGCCCAAAGCUGAGAAACUUUCCUGACCUUCCACUUACACUGACAACAAUGAUCAUUGAGAAUGUUGGUCUUGAAACACUACCAAGGAUACAGGACAGACAUUCAUUACCACCAUCAUCAUCAUCAGAUGCGAUUGCAACAUCGAAAGAAGGCAGAUGGACAUCAAGGCUCACAACACUACAAAUACAUCAGUGUCACGGGCUGAAAUCUCUAGGAUCAAGCCUGCUUCAGCAGCAGCACCUCCUAAGGUCCCUCGAGGUCUUGUCAAUAAAGAACUGCGACAACGUUACGUGUGAUCUCUCUGACGGUUUUCAGGACCUCACUGCAUUGACAGACCUAUCACUAUACGAUUGCCCGAAGCUUCUAGUCGACAAGUUCCACACAUCGCUGCGAAAGCUAGAGAUCAGCGAAUGCUUCAUCACACAUGGGGCAUGGGUGGAUGACUACCCCUUCCUGUUCUCAGUGUGGACACUAAAGGUUACCAGUUGUCCUCAUGUUAGCACUGAUCAGGAAAGCAGCUUCAGCAUCGAACCUCUGGAUUGGUUGAACUGCCUGUUCAAUGUGUGCAGUCUUCACCUGGAGAACACAUUGCUUCUGAAACUGAGCAUGUUUAACAGGCUUCGCUCUCUUGAGAUCCUAGAGAUCGACGGGAGUCGCUCAUUCUUCGAUGAUUUGGUAGAGGAAUUUGAGUGGCUGGAGAAGCUGCAGGCUCUGAGCAUUAGAAACUGCAAGGAAUUGAGAAUGCUUCCAGCGAAUAUCUCUACUCUGCCUGUGUUGGAAGAACUCUGCAUAGAAAACUGUCCAGCUUUGGAGGCGUUGCCUGCGAGUGGUCUGCCUACUUCGCUGAAGAGAUUGUCAAUAUCGAAAUGCAGUCCACGGUUAACUCAACGAUGUCUUGAUGAUGAACCUGAUAAUCUGAAUAUUGCAAAGAUUGCUGUUGUUUACAUUGAUGGGCAAUGUAUUAGUAUUCAACAAAAAUAAUGUUACAUUUUUAAUUUUCUGCCGUUAUCAAAGAGAAGACUUAUGGACAACUAAGUGAGCAUUACCAGUCUAUUUUUUGUUGCAUGUUACUAAUGCCAGCGUAUAUGGAUGCAUGAAUAUUAAAGUAACUGGAUGCUAUGAUAGUUCAUGGAUGCACAUGUUAUAUAUCUUCUUGCAUUUCUAAUGUGUCACCAGGAUAGGUUAGUUUCAGGUUAUUGUUCGCAUUCAAACUCUGGAUACACGGUCCAUAUAGUGGCCUAUAAUGUCUUUUAUGCAAGUU